Molecule: messenger RNA, 1586 nt
Organism: Tuber melanosporum (Perigord truffle)
Lineage: Eukaryota; Fungi; Ascomycota; Pezizomycetes; Pezizales; Tuberaceae
Exons: 3
Coding region: 377-1387 (336 amino acids)
Source: RefSeq, a predicted model, not a curated record
UAGACUACUACCUCGCCUUCUUCAACAUCAACUUCACCCCGCCUAAGAGCACAUUACCCGUAUCAUCAUCCUGACUGGACCCAUCGGCAAUAACUCUGUUCUCGAAUAUAGAGCUGUUUCACAAGACCCUUGGCGUAACCACCGACAGCAUCUCCCAGUCCACAACCCCGGACCUCGGCCCUCGGGCCGCAGCGACAACAAGUUCUUUGCAAAUCUAACUCGGGAUCAGCAUAUUUACUCCUCCCCCCCUCUUCCAUCCACUCCCACUACCGUCAGCAAAAACCUUUGAACCCUUCAAAACCCCACCACCACCCAACGAACUUUGCCCGACCUCCAGACCACCCAAUACCAGAAUACCAGAACACAAAAACACAAAAUGGCGCUUUGCGGGCCCUCGACUGCCCUCGGUUCUCUACAGAAGCACGUCAGUGCCGAUAAAACCUUGCAACAAGAUCGUGUACAGCGACAGGGUUCUUUUCCUAAUGCUUUCAGAACCCAGAACACGGACCCCCGCCUAGAGCACGAAUUCUCACAAUUCUCGAGCUCGGUAGCAGCAGCAAACUUGGAAAUCGCCACGGCGCAUCAUCACCAGCAGCAGCAUCAGCACCUCGGAAACGUGGAUGCGAGCUGGGCGAGUGACUUUCGGCGGUUACAUGUAGGCGCUGGUCCGCCUCUACGGCUGCCGCAUCACCAGCAGCAGCAGCAAUGGGGAGGAGGCUGGCACGAAGAAUUCUUAUCACACCCAACAACAGCGGCAGCAGGGAUAUAUACUACCACACCAGAGCAUGUGCACCCAGACCCUCAACAACUGGCAAUAUUCUCGGGCACUAACACUAGUGCCGGGUUCCCGCGGUAUACACCUAUUUCUCAAAAUCCUUACCACAGUCCCGCCGCUACAACAGCCCCCACUACAAUUACAUCCGUAGAGGAAGACCUGAUAAAUGAAGCCUUCGAAAAAGCCUUUGAGUCUGCAGGAGCUCAGCUCGCCGAACCGAUAGCUACCACCCCCCAACCAACCGUAGCCCCCCCUCCCCAAGCUGUUGUCGAAGAACCCCCGAAACAAGAGGAAAGCAACCAAGACAAAGACUGCGACGACCUAUCCCGCACAGCCGGAAACCUACUAACUUCUCUACAAAACAAUCAGUCGCAGAAGUUCCGCGAGAGCAAUUUCCUCGCGCUGAUGAGGAGGUUGCGAGAUCGGGAGGUGAAGGUUGAGGGGGAUGGGUUGGUCGAGAUUUCUGAUGAUCGUGGAAGGAGAAGUGAUGGGAGUGUGGGAGUAGGGGUAGCAAUAGGAGGGGGUGAAAGCUGGGGAGAUGGUGGCGGCGGAGAGGGCGAUGGGGUAGGAGAUAGAGAGGGGUUCCUAGAGCAUUCUUGGUGGGAUUUGUAGUGCCCUUUGUGCAGCACAAAGUCCGGGGAGGUAUGAGAGGAAUGUGAAAUUGGGGGUGGGGUUGAGAGGGGAGGAUGUAUGGUUGCCAUUACUAUCGUGGGCAAGUUGACACCAGGUGUUUCUGUCUUCAACUCUUUAUAUAAUGAUAGUAUAAUAUGGGUGCAGUUUAGGGGAAACUAGUAAACUUCCUUUUUGGUUA